Lizanozyma spartinae is the source of this 1608-nucleotide messenger RNA. RefSeq lists its product as uncharacterized. The transcript has a single exon. The coding region runs from base 1 to 1608 and encodes 535 amino acids. The record is from RefSeq and is a predicted model, not a curated record. NCBI's taxonomy places the organism in Eukaryota, Fungi, Ascomycota, Pichiomycetes, Serinales, Debaryomycetaceae.
AUGAGUGUGCACUCACUAAUUGAUAGGUUCGACCAGCAGUCUUCAGGUGGAGUAGGCACUUUGGCUGCAGCUGCAGCAGCAGCAGCAGCCGAAGAGUCCGUGGCGAAGUCUGGCUCAGGAUCCGAAGAAACUCUUACUACUACACAGCCUAAACCUACCAUUCAACCUCUGGUAUCCGAACCAAUUCUUCCGACGAUUCGAAGUCUGACUUCAUCUCCUAACCGAUCUGAAACUCCAAAGCAAAACCUUGGAUCACUUGGUAGUAUUCUUGGACCAGAAUUGAGUGACGUGCUGUAUUCUGAAGGGGCAUUGAUAGAAGCAAUUCGUCUUCGUAUCGAACAAGAAAAGACUCAACAAGAAGCAUAUAGAAACGAAAUUGCUUCCAAAAACUUGGAUAUUCUUCAAACAGCAUUAAGAGCACAGGUUCCUGUCCAGUUGAUACCGCAAAUGUGUGUUUCUAGUUCACUUAUUGCAGAACAGAAUCAACUACAACAAUUACAGACUAUGUAUGCAUCCUCCGUACAUCCUCAGCAUCAUCAACAACGACUGCUGCUGAUAGCUUCCCAAACAUCUACAUCAUCGUCAUCCCAGGUUGUAAAUCAAAUGCCACCUGGUCAAGCUCAAGCUCAAGCUCAUCAUCUACAACAUGGAUAUCAACAUCAACCUCAGGGUAGUUUUAGUCAAAGUUAUGGCCCACAAUUUGCAUCACAACAAAAGGUUCCUAAUACUGGACUAUUACCCCCUGGUCAUUAUUCUGGAGGAGAAAGGAAUGCAAGAGGUUAUCCUGUGACUUCAUUAGCUCGUCCUGAUACUUUAAGUGCAAGUUCUGUACCUCCAUUAAACUACAGAUUUGGAGGUCCUUCUAUGCCGUCAACCUCUGCAUCUACCAUGUCAUCACCAUCAUAUCUGACUUCACGAAGACCAUUAUCACCUGCUAAGAUUGGAGCUCAAGCAGUGGCGAACUUGAAUAUGCCACCUACCACCCCCUCCAAAAGAUCGGCAUCAAGCCUUUAUCUGCAUCAACGUCAUUAUUCAAUGCCUGUAGAUACUUCUUCUACGGAAUCACCAUUGGGCCAGACACAAUCGAUAACCCCUCAAAGAGGAAAUAAAGCCAGUUCGAGUACGAAGAAGAAUCAACAACAAGGCGGGGUAGGUCCCACAUCUUCAAGUCUAUCGGGUACAACUGCCCGAAUACAAGUAAACCCCUUACCUGCCCAACCUCUUCACAAACAAAAGAAGCUUGGUCAACCUCCGUCUCAAGAAUCUAUGACGUCGUUGUCGCACAUCAUACAGUUUCAUCAUUGGAAACCCGAAAAUCCCGGUAGUAGUAGUGGUAGUAGUAAUAUACCAACAGUAAUGGGAAGUGGAGCAACUCCAAUAAUUUCUACUGGUACUUCUACUUCAACACCUGGUCCUAGUCCCCGUCUUGGUCCCAACAGAAACCAUAAACGUCAUAAACUGGAAAGUAUGUCUAUCGACGUUGGGUCACGUGCCCCAUCUAAAUUGACUACACCUGACGAAAAUACAAGCGACCAUGACUUAACUCUUGAUGAUGACACAGACACUUCAAGAUUGGCUGAACCUCCUACUGAACCUCAAAGUCGUUGA